Molecule: messenger RNA, 1317 nt
Organism: Mauremys mutica (yellowpond turtle)
Lineage: Eukaryota; Metazoa; Chordata; Testudines; Geoemydidae
Product: complement factor H-related protein 1-like
Exons: 7
Coding region: 4-1302 (432 amino acids)
Source: RefSeq, a predicted model, not a curated record
CGCAUGAUCAGUCUUCAAAAGCAGUUGUUGAGGACAGAAUGCAGAGAAGCGCAGAACUUAACACCAGCCAUUACAAGUACUGGAUUUAAUUGGUCAACCCUCAGAAUGACUUUGCUGAGCUGUAUCAUCAUUCAGAUACUCUGGGCUUUCUCUGCUAAAGGACAAGCUCCAGCAUGUGAAGAGCCGGCUGCUAUUGAUUUUGGGGGGAUUGUUAGUGAUGAGAAAUUGGAGUAUAGGGAAGGUGACAAAGUGCAAUACAAGUGCAAUCCUGCAUACAGCCUGAUGGGAACUGAAUGGAUCACAUGCAGUGGAAAAACCUGGACACCUGCACCACAGUGUUUGGCACCGUGUAGUCUUACAAAACAGCAACUGGAGACCAAAAAUCUGCUUCUGUCCAAUAGGCGAAGACAUGCACAAUUGAUUCAGAGUGAGCACACACUGGAAUUUAUGUGCAGUGAAGGAUAUAUCCUCACAAUCCCUUCAGUCAGAAAGUGUGUUAAUGGGCACAUGGACUUGCCUUCAUGUAUCUCUGAAACAGGAAAAAACUGUAGCCGUCCACCUACUAUUGAGAAUGGAGACAUAACUACUUUCUUGGAAAAAGGAUACACAUCUGGCUCCUUUGUAGAAUUCAAAUGCCAACAAUUUUAUGCAAUGGAAGGACAGAACAGAUCUUUUUGUGACAAUGGGAAUUGGACAAAAGCACCACUUUGUUUAGAGCCAUGUGCUAUCUCAGUGGAAGAAAUGGAAAACCAGAUGGUAGAGCUGAAUGGGAGACCAAAUGAGAACAUAUCGCAAUGGGUGUACCUAAAACGUGGUGAUUUUCUUGAGCUUCGCUGCAAACCAGGAUAUGUACUUGCAACUAAUUUAUCUCAAUCUACUUUUAUGGUGCAAUGCAAUGGAAAUCCAAUUGUCUAUCCGAAAUGCAAAGAAAUUGUAUGUGAUCCUCCAGGAGUGGUUAAUGGUAGAUUCAGACCUCAAAGGAACAUGUAUAGGGAUGGUGAUGUCCUUAUAAUUACGUGUAAUCAUGGAUUUCACAUUAAUAAUGAACAAGAUACAGCUGAAUGCACAAAGAAUGGCUGGUUGCCUCCUCCAGGAUGUAGCAAUGCAACAUGUAGCGCUCCACAUAAAGUUCCCAAUGCUGAUAUUGUAAAUGAUAAGGAGGGAAGGUAUCUGCCUGGUGAUAGAGUGCAAUAUAAAUGUAGGGAAGGAUUUGAAAGUAUGGAAUCGAAUUAUGUAAUUUGUGAAGAUGGAGAAUGGUCACAACCACCAAUUUGCAAAGGUAGGUGUUUGUAUUUUAAUUAAAACAAGUAAGACCAG